Oppia nitens is the source of this 2062-nucleotide messenger RNA. Its product is annotated as ABC transporter G family member 23-like. The record is from RefSeq and is a predicted model, not a curated record. Lineage: Eukaryota; Metazoa; Arthropoda; Arachnida; Sarcoptiformes; Oppiidae. Bases 53 to 2062 code for a protein of 669 amino acids. The transcript has 5 exons. Gene Ontology annotation, molecular function: ATP hydrolysis activity; ABC-type transporter activity; ATP binding. Gene Ontology annotation, cellular component: membrane.
UAAUAUACAUUUUGGUUAUAGAAGUAAUCAUCAAGUUUUGAAAAAUGUUAAUAUGAAAGUACCCAUUGGCAAAAUAUUUGCAUUGUUGGGACCAAACGGUACGGGAAAGACAACCUUAAUUCGUACGAUAUUAGGCCGACUACGGUGUUCGUCGGGUUCGGUCAAAGUUUUCGGUCUGAGAACCGGAACACACGAAUCGGAUAUUCCCGGACCGGGGGUCGGCUAUAUGCCCCAAGAGUUGGCACUGUUUGAAGAGUUUACAAUAGCCGAGUGUCUUACUUAUUACGGUACAAUCUAUCACAUUGGCCGGGACGAUAUCAAUAUCCGUAUCGAUGCCCUAAUCGAGUUGCUAAACUUACCGGAAAAAACACGGCCAGUCGGCCGGCUAAGCGGUGGCCAACAGCGUCGGGUAUCGAUUGCCAUAACAAUGAUACACAAACCGAAACUUAUAAUACUGGACGAGCCGACUGUCGGUGUCGAUUCGCUACUUCGGCGCCGUAUUUGGGAUUAUUUAGAAGAUAUUUGUAAAAAUUUUGGCCAGACAGUAAUCAUAACUACCCAUUACAUUGAAGAGGCACGAAGUGCGUCGACGGUUGCCUUUAUGAAUAACGGAACUAUACUGAAACAAUCGGAUCCCAAUCUAUUGAUGUCUCAGUACCAGUGCUCGACACUGGAGGAUGUUUUCCUCAGAUUGUGUCAAACAGAUAUCCAGCGCCGCAAGAGUCGGCAAAUUGAUCCGGCAAUAUUGGCCAACAAUUUCAAUAACGAUAAGUCAUCGAAAUCAGAUGACACCAAUGAUUUGAUUCAAAAACACGACUCAAAAGUAUCCAAUCAGCACGUGUUCAACAAUUCAGUGUUUGAUUUGACCCGUAUUAGGGCCAUGUGCUGGAAAUACUAUACCCUAACCAAACGUCGGCCGCUAUUUCUGUUCGGGUUUUAUUUAAUACCGAUGAUUGCAUUGAUAACAAUGAAUCUGACAAUCAGUAAGAGUCCCUAUAAUAUACCGGUAGCCAUUUAUAACCAGGAUGUUAGCAAUGAUGGCCGACUGUCCCAAUUGUUUAUCGACUCGAUAGACAAAGAUUAUAUAGCCCUCAACUAUUUUACCGAUAACCAGUCGGCCUACGAUUCAAUAGUUGCCGGCAAAAACUCGUUGUCCAUUGUUUUUGGUCAAAAUUUUUCGGAUGCAUUUGAAAUCCGAGCCAACGAUCUGUUUGAUUUGUCCGAUGACGAAGUGGAUGAAAGUGGGAUCAAAGUGUAUAUCGAUUUUUCAGAUGCAGCUAUCGGUGCCUUUGUAUUGAAAUAUCUAUUGCAGGCAUUCAAAUCAUUUUUGGAUAGCCUGACCGUAAUGUUAGGCAAACGUGACCUGUAUCGGGCCCUAUCGCCCAUACAUAUUGUCGAAACCAUUUACGGUGAUUCCAGUCUCGAUGUUACCACACAUUUUGGUCCAUCAAUAAUGAUUGUAUUGGCACAGGUACUACCCAUGGUAUUGUCAGCUUUUCAGAUAGUAAGCGACCGGAAAAACAGUAGUUUCGAGCGGGUAUUUGUGGCCGGAGUUAAACCCAUCGAGUAUUUCAUAGCACAUAUGUUACAGCAAUUGAUUAUGUCGGUUGUGUUGGUCAUCAUGUGUAUGGCCAUUGCGUUUGGCGUCUUUCAAUUGACACAAAUUGGCAGCUAUUUUGAAAUUUUUAUUAUGCUAUUCCUCCAGACAGUGGUCGGCAUAUCUAUUGGACUACUCGGCGCUCUGGUUAUGGCCGAUGAAGUAUCAGUUGCGGUCAGUAUAUCUGGAUUUAUGCUUCCCUUAUGGAUAAUGUCAGGUGUUUUAUGGCCAUUGGAGGCGAUUCCCGCAUAUUUUCUCUAUGCAUCAAAACUAAGUCCCAUAACAAUACCAUUAGAGGGCAUGCGAUCAGUUAUGUUGAGAGGCUGGUCAUAUAACCGGCCAGUUGUCUUCUAUGGCUAUUUUGUUAGCUUAUCCUAUUCACUAAUAGUCAGUCUAUUAAAUAUUAUAUUAUUUUAUAAAUUUACUGAUAAGGCAUUUACAUGGAAUGUAUGGAAAAGUUCAUAA